CUGUGACCCAGGUUCGAAUCCCGCCUGGGCCAAUAUGUGGAUUGGGUUUUCAGUCCCUGCCUGAUUCCGUGGGUUUUCCCCAGAAUAUUCUUCUGGGCUUUUCCUCCCACCUCUAAAACUGUAAUUUCUUCUCAUUGUCUUCUCUCUACAGGUUUCUUCAGGCUUGUGAGCUACAGUGCCUUGGGCGCUUUUGAGGAAUCCUUGGUUUCAUUACCAGAAAUGAUUAAUAAUAAUAAAAAUAAUAAUAAUAACUAUCGCUAUCCCUAUAAUAAUUUUCAGGCGAUAUCUGAUCGGCACCCUCAUUUCAAUAAAUCAUAUUUCUGGUGCCUGAUGCUGACAACUGUUCAGUUGAGCUACUUACAGUGUCUAGUCAAAAUAUUGCGUGGAGGCUUAGAAAGGCAAUUUCGGUCCCAUUAUUUUCAAGCCUUUGGUCAAGAAAGGAAAAUUCUUGAACACUGCUGAGCAUACUGUGAAACAGACAUGGCUUCAAAAUUACAGACAGUGUUUGCCAUCAUACAAUGCCUAGGUGGUGUUGCCUCAGUGAGCGCCUUUUUCAGACCCAGUUGUCCAUCAGGCUGGAUACUCAAUGCUCAGUCCUGCUGGAUGGCCAUACCAGACAAGAAGAUCAUGACUGACGCCCAGGCAGGAUGCAAACGGAUGGACAGCAACUCGGCCGUUCCCAACUCAAAGACCGAGAACGACUUCGUGUUUGGGUUGUUCAAAGAAACCUGGCCGAAUGCAGGCAUAGGUUUGUGGCUGGGUUGUACGGCUGCCCUGCCAAAUAACACACUGACGUGCAUUGAAAGUCUCACUGGUUCUGAGCGGUUCUACACAUUCGUUGCAUCUGAUAGACCUAACAGGCGAUGUCUGAUGAUGGAUAAGGUUGAGGGAAGUAGAUGGUCUUUGGUCAACUGUGGUAUCUCGAGGCGCACCAUCUGUGAGCGUCCUGCUACAAGGCUCACAGCUAAGACCCUCCAGUGCUCUGCUAUCAGCCUCAAUCAUGCAGGCCACACCGGUAGCUACUGCCUACUGGACCACACCUUCUCUGUCACCCAGGUCAAGAGCCCCAUGCAGUGUUGUAUCGCCUGCUUCAAGGACCUCAACUGUCAUUCCUUCAACCUGUCAGGGAACACGUGUCAACUCAACAAUGUCACCAUCUCCCAGGUAGACCAAGGCAAGUACCUCAAGCGAGACGAGAACUGUGGUUAUUUUGAAACGAAGUGGGCCUAAAACCGGGAAAAUGUUGGUUUAAUCAAUGUUGAAAUACUUUACAGUACUUAAUAGAAGUAACCUACAAGACUGAGUACUAGUAAAUUUAGAAAUUGCCAGACUUAUUUGAUUGCAUUUCAAGCCACUUUUUGUAGCACCGAAAAUAGAUAAACGUUUGCAACCAAAUGGUUUUGGAACUUCAAAUGAAAUCUAACAUUUUCACAUAAAGUAGUUGGAAAGGUUCGAAAAUCGGAUGAGGUAUAAAAUUUAAUGGCCAACUGAGAACCUUCCUGGUCAAAAUUCAUUGGCCUUUUGUUUUGGUAUUGGACUUUAAAUUGGUCAGGAGAUGGUCAUCAGAUGGCCAUCAAGCUCCAUCAACUACCUUUCAAGUCACAGUACAUGUAGUUCAUUAAGUACACUGAAAUAAGAUCAUCGUAGUGGUUUAAGGAUGGAUAAACCUUGGGAUAAUUGCAGAAAGCACUUUCUGAAGUAAAUAUCUUUGUACGUGGUUAUAAUGUAAAGGAUUCUAUGGAUUAUUAGGGAUCAAAUGGACUAUGAACUUCUUUACGAAUGAGUUAAAACGACGCUGCCAACAUUACCGGCACACUCUCGCAAAAAGUGG
Patiria miniata (bat star) is the source of this 1831-nucleotide messenger RNA. RefSeq lists its product as uncharacterized. The coding region runs from base 481 to 1230 and encodes 249 amino acids. NCBI's taxonomy places the organism in Eukaryota, Metazoa, Echinodermata, Asteroidea, Valvatida, Asterinidae. The transcript has a single exon. The record is from RefSeq and is a predicted model, not a curated record.